AUGCAGUCCGGCGAGCUCCUCCCCGGACCCUGGCCGUCCCUCGGCUCCAAACCCGCCGACGGCCGCGGCGGCUGGCGCGCCGCGCGCUUCGUCCUCGCGGUCGGGUUCCUGGAGCGAAUCGGGUUCUACGGCGUGCAGGGCAACCUGAUCAUGUACCUGACCGGGCCGCUCGGCAUGUCCACGGCGUCCGCGGCCGCAGGCGUCAACGCGUGGGCCGGGGCCGUGCAGGUGCUGCCGCUCGCCGGCGCGCUCGCCGCGGACUCGCGGCUCGGGCGCUACCGGGCGGUCCUGGCCGCCGGCGGGCUCUAUCUACUGAGCUUGGGCUUGCUGACGAUUUCAUCCAUGCUGCAAGGGCCUCAACCUCACGCCGCGGGGGGCUCCCCGUCUUCUACCAUGCUCGCCUUCUUCUACGUCGCGCUGUACCUGCUGGCUCUGGCGCAAGCCUUCCACAGGCCGUGCGUGGAGGCCCUCGGCGCGGACCAGUUCGCUCCGGGCGACGGCGGCGACCCGGGCGCGUCCGCGUCCCGAAGCUCCUACUUCAACUGGUUCCAUUUCUCCGUAUCGUGGGGCUACGCCAUCGCGACGGCGGGGCUGAGCUACGUCGAGGACAACGUCGGCUGGACCGCCGGGUUCGGCGCCUGCUGGGCCACGAUGGCGUUGUAUCUCGCAGUCUUCUUGCUUGGCACGCGGGCGUAUCGUGCCGAGAAACCCGUCGGCGUCAGAUCGUUCACUGAAUCCGUGCGGUCGUGGGGAGCCAGGGUGUUCCGUCGCCGUGACGCCACUGAUGCCGAACGGCUUCUUCUAGCUCAAGAACACGAGGAGGGCAAAGAACUCAUUGUGAAGCUGCUCCCGAUAUGGCUGACGAGCUUAAUCAUCGCCGCCAUCUUCUCGCAAGUCUACACAUUGUUCACCAAGCAGGGCAGCACGCUGGACAGGCGCCUCGGCGGCGCGACCACGGGCCUCGUCGUGCCGCCCGCGGCGCUGCAGUGCCUCAUGAGCGCCACCUUCGUCACCACGCUCCCGGUGUACGACCGCGUGCUGGUGCCCCUCGCCAGGCGCGCCACGGGGCACCACGCCGGCGUCACGACGCUCCAGCGCAUCGGCGCGGGCAUGGCCGUGUCCGGCGUCGCCAUGGCCGUCGCGGCGCUGGUGGAAGGCAGGCGGCUCCGCGUGGCCAGGGACGCGGGCCUGGUGGACCGGCCGGAUGUGGCGCUGCCGAUGAGCCUGUGGUGGGUGGUGCCGCAGUACGUGCUGCUCGGCGUCGCGGCCGUGCUGGCCCAGAUCGGGCUCGAGGAGUUCUUCUACGACCAGGUGCCCGACACGCUCCGCAGCGUCGGGCUCGCGAUGUGCCUGAGCAUAUUUGGCAUGGGGAGCUACGCUAGCAGCAUGCUCGUGUCAGCGGUCGAUUGGGUGACGAGGAGCAAGGGCGAGAGCUGGUUCUCCGAUAACCUGAACCGGGCGCGCCUCGACUACUUCUACUGGCUCCUGGCGGGGCUCGCCGCUCUCGAGGUGGCCGCGUUCUUACAUUUCGCAAGCAGAUAUGUCUACAGAAACGAAGUUUAGCGAUGAUCCUUGAAACUUCGAAAGUCGCAACGAUUUGCUUGCGGCAAAACUGUAUACAAUGUGCUAAGAAAGGGAAGGUAAAUAAACAAAGAUUUGCUAAA
This is a messenger RNA of Panicum hallii, 1664 nucleotides long. RefSeq names its product protein NRT1/ PTR FAMILY 5.10-like. The transcript has 4 exons. The coding region runs from base 1 to 1563 and encodes 520 amino acids. Gene Ontology annotation, cellular component: membrane. Gene Ontology annotation, molecular function: transmembrane transporter activity. The record is from RefSeq and is a predicted model, not a curated record. NCBI's taxonomy places the organism in Eukaryota, Viridiplantae, Streptophyta, Magnoliopsida, Poales, Poaceae. Gene Ontology annotation, biological process: transmembrane transport.